Messenger RNA from Trichomycterus rosablanca, 5943 nucleotides. RefSeq names its product interferon-induced very large GTPase 1-like. Lineage: Eukaryota; Metazoa; Chordata; Actinopteri; Siluriformes; Trichomycteridae. Gene Ontology annotation, molecular function: GTP binding. The transcript is spliced from 6 exons. The coding region runs from base 1 to 5943 and encodes 1980 amino acids. The record is from RefSeq and is a predicted model, not a curated record.
AUGUUUAUUGAGCCCACUGUCUGCUGCCCACCCCCUGUCCCUCAACUCUGCAAUCCACUGUCAAACGAUGCUCUAGACCUCUCCAAGGUGCCCUCUGAGUACCACAACCUCCGGGAGGCUCAGACAUUUUCUCCCCACCGACCUUAUGACUGUGCUAUAGACCUUCUCCGAGGGCCCCAACUUCCAACCAGCCACCGCUGCCACUUGUCAUACCCGGAGAAAGAAGCUAUGGAGAACUUUAUCUCGGAGUGCAUAGCAGCAGGACUCAUCCGUCCUUCCUCCUCUCCAUGCAGUGCGGGGUUUUUCUUCAUCAAGAAGAUGAAAAAGACUCAGAGCGUGUGUGUCCGCCCCUUUCGUCUCGUCCCCACCCCUCGUGACAUAGAGAGAAGCAUCAAGGACAAACUAGCUAAAUCCUAUUUUCUUCAAAUAUCAAAAUCCACCAUACAGCACAAGAAGCCCAGCAAAGAGACGGAACUGGUUCAGGCUUUUAUGCAAAGACUUUUGAGAGCAGAUUACACAGCAAGACACCUUUUCGUCAAAAAUGAUUCAACAGUGCCAACAGUUGAGAACAUAGCUACAGAAGAUGUCUACAGUGCUUUGUUUAAAGACAACCCUGUAAGCAGAAAAACAAAACAGUCCAACAUUCACCCAAUGGAUGUUCAGAUGGUUGUUUUCCUUUGUGCAGAUCAUUUUCUUAAACAAGUCAUGGUAACCAAGCUGUCAGAGUGUCAGUACGCCAUUCCUCUGCUGGUGCCCAAUCCCUUCACCAAAAAGACUGAAUUUCCCCUAUGGACACUGAGCGAAAUCAAGAGGAGCUGGAAGACAACUGAUCCUUCAGGCAAAGCCAUCAGCAGGGACUUGCAUGUGUACAAAGCAGAAACUCCAAUGGUGGCGUUCUUCAGGUUCGACUCAGUGUCUUUAUCAAAGUCUCAGUUGAUGAACAACCUGAUUAAUGAGAAGCACAACACAUUCUUCCACAGACAUUGUCCAGGCAGCAGUAACAACCGUCUACUGAUGGAGGGAGUGGUGGAGAUUGCCUGGUACUGCCCAUCGGGGAAUAGUUCAGACCAUUUCUCUGAAUGUGUCGCCUUCUGUAACCUACAUGGUGAUUCCAGCAACAAUCAAACUCAAAGAGAAAUUAUUACUCAAAUGGCCUCUGUAAAUGUUGUCAUUUUGUCUAGUCUUGAUGGGAAUGACAAUAAUAUGGCAAUCGUAAAGAAGCUUUGUAACUCCUCAACACCUCUUAUUGUUCUUCUUACUGAUGAAGAUGAUGAUGAUGCUGUGAGCCAAUUUGGACAAGGAAAAUACAGAAUAAGACUGAAGGGCAGAAAUCAGGCAGAUGUAUCUGCUGCACUCAGAUCUGUGAUCAACGACUGUCUCCUACAAAGACCGACGAUGUUCAACCCUGAGAAUAUCAAUAAAUAUUCAGUGGUCAGUGUGGAUGAAGACAAUGAGAGCUGUAGGAAAGGAAAGGAAGCAGCACAAAAUAUAAUGAGGUUUCUGGAGGGAAAAGAGCCUUCCAAAAUUAAAGAAACAUACCUGCCCUGCCAGGGAAAACUGUGGCAUGACUGGUGCCAGAAGAGCAAAGAGCUACGACGACUUCAAAGUAACACAGAAGCUGAUGUCAGCAAAAAACAAUUUGAAAUGAAGGAAAUAAGAUGGAAACAGCAGGGACAUGGCUUUACUGAGCUCAUGGGAUUGUUUGUUGGAGCUUUACACUCACUUUCAAACUCUGAGAGAAUUUAUUUUCUCCAGUGGACUAAAAUUCAGCUGGAUGAGCUCAGUUCAGGCAAACUCUCUGAACUCCGUGAACAAUAUGACAGAAAAUGGAAAAAACUCUUGACAUUGAAAAGAGACCAUGACAAAUGUCCAACAUCAAAAACAGGUGACAAACUGAAAGCUGAACAAUUCAAUUUAGAAAUAAUUUCCAAAAAACUUAACGCUGCCACUUUUGGUUUAGAGCACAUUCUGAGAGAGGUGGGUCAGAUUUAUGAAGCCUCAGUCUCAGAAAAAAAGAACCCGACAAGAACAACAUUUGGAGACUUGUCUUACCUGCCAACAUAUGCUGCUGAACUGUUGAUAUCUGGACACCCAAUGGAACUGAUGGAUGGUGAUACAGCGUAUGUUCCUCUGAUCUGGAUUUCAGCUGUUCUAGAUGAAGUCAUUAGGAAAUUAGGGGACCUGCGAGUCUUUGUCCUGUCAGUUUUAGGUAUUCAGAGCUCUGGAAAGUCCACCAUGCUAAAUGCCAUGUUUGGACUCCAGUUUGCAGUAAGUGCAGGAAGAUGCACCAAAGGAGCCUUCAUGCAGCUGGUCAGAGUGUCUGAGGAGAUGAAGAAGGAGCUGAGGUUUGACUACAUUCUGGUCAUAGAUACUGAAGGUCUCAGAGCUUUGGAACUAGCUGGAAACAAUACCAUACAUCACGACAAUGAACUUUCCACAUUUGUUGUGGGUCUGGGAAAUUUGACAUUAGUUAAUAUCUAUGGAGAAAACCCAUGUGAGAUGCAGGAAAUCCUUCAGAUUGUUGUUCAUGCAUUCCUGAGGAUGAAGCAGGUCAGACUGAACCCCAGCUGCAUAUUUGUACACCAAAAUGUUACUGAUAUUGCAGCUAAAGAGAAGAUCAUGGAUGGAAGAAUACAUUUGCAGGCCAUACUGGAUAAAAUGACCAAACUAGCAGCAAAAGAUGAAUUAAACUACGCUGAGAACUUUAGUGAUGUCAUUGCAUUUGAUGUAGAGCAUGACGUAAAGUAUUUUGCACAGCUCUGGGAAGGCUGCCCACCCAUGGCACCACCAAACCCACGCUACAGUGAGAACAUUCAAGAACUAAAAAGAGAAAUUAUUUCUCGUGCAUCAGAUACAAAUGGCUUGAAAUUAUCACAGUUUCAGAAGCGAGUGAAGGACCUGUGGGAGGCUCUGCUGGAUGAAGACUUUGUUUUUAGUUUCAAGAAUGCACAGGAGAUUUCAGUGUACAGGAAACUGGAACAGGAGUAUGGGAAAUGGGCCUGGAGCCUAAGGAGUGCCAUGCUGGGUAUAGAAGAUAAAAUGCUUAACAGAGUUGCUAGUGGAAAUGUAGAGACAAUCCAAAGAGAAGAUCUGAUGAAGGAAAUGGAACAGACUCUAGAAGAUGUCCAAAAGGCAUUCAACUCCUAUUUUGAUAAAGACAAUGAAAAGGAAACACUGAUUCAGUGGAAAUUCAGAUUUGAGACCCAAAUUCAGCAUCUUCAUGAUGAUCUAAUAAAUGAUGCAAAAAGAAAAGUGGAUGACAGCAUUCAACAGAGACGCCUCCGAAAGAGGUUGGAUGAGGAACUGAAAACAUAUGAGAAGAGACUCUUUGAGAAGAGUAAAGAACUUGCUUUAAAACUCAAAGGAAAUGUUGAUAAGGAAUCAAAUGCAAAAGCAGAAUUUGAUUCAAUGUGGGAGGGCUGGGUCUCUGAACUGACUAGACAAGCUCCUAUAAUCAAAGAUGUAAACACAUCAAAGGAUGUCACUGAUGUUCUGGUGGAGUUAUAUGGAUACGACAUGGCUCAUAAACGAAAUUCUUACGAAAGCAUUGAGAGUUUGAAUGAAUACAACAGCUACGUCCCUAAAAGGAAUAGCUUGUUUUGGAGAGAUCCCAUGUCAUUUUUAAGUGGAAGUGUUCUUAAACCAGAGGAUAACAAAUCCAUUCGGGAUCUGAUUUUCAAGACCACAGAACAAACCAAAACAAAAGUGGAGUCAUUUCCAUUCUCAGCACAAGGAUACAAUUCACACUACAUCCAAGAAAUCUUACGUGAUGUCAGAACCCUGGUGCUGAACUUUGAAUCGGAUUUGAAGAGAAAUCGAAAGAUGUCUGAAGAUGUCUGUGUCCUAAACAAAGCUUUCUAUGUAGAUCUCUCACUUUAUGUGUUUGAUCAAGUAAAGGAAUGCAUUGCUGAGCUUCACAGGAAAUACAAAGAAGCAAACGAUCCAGUUACUUACUUUGAGAAGAAAAAGCCUGAGUACUUCAACAUCUUCCAGAAAUACUGGAAAGGAGCAACAUCAGCAGCAAUACUUGGAGACCAAGUUUGUAGUAAACUAAAAAAACAGAUGGUUCAGAGUGUCUACAACAGGAUUGCUCAAGUCUUCUGUGGACAAAUAAGAGAGAAAGAACCAUUUAAUGGGAACAGAGCUGAUCUGGAAAAAUACAUUCUGAAAUCCCUGGCAGAGCAGCUCGGAAAUAAGGACGAGAAGUUUCAUAAGUACUUAACAUACAUGUACUACCCUAGAACCCACUUUGAAGGGUUCAUCAAGGACAAAGUUAAAGAAUUCAUGGCAGCAGAAAAUUCUCAAGCUGUUUCUGCAAUCAGAGGUUGUAUUGAUCACAGAGAGAAACUAGUCAUGGGUGCUGCAAAAUUGGCCACCGCUAGAGCCAGACAAGUCAACUGGGAUGCAAACAAGUGGCUGGAUUUUUUUUCAAGCAGUCUUGCAGAUGACUUAGGAGACACUAGAGUUCAAUUAUGUGACGAGGAGACUAAAAACAGCAUCAACUAUGAUGUGCUUGUUGAUGUUAUAAAGGAAAAGCUCUCAAAUGUUGUUGAAGAGCUGAAGAGAAACCUUAGUAAGCUUUCAGACCUCAGGAUGGAGAAGUUCAGAGAAAGGCCUGAUGAGAUCCUAAUCAAACACUUCUGCAGGUGCUGCUGGGAGCAGUGCCCCUUCUGUGGAGCCGUCUGUACCAACAGUCAGAAAAACCAUCCUGGAGAUCACAAUGCUGAUUUCCAUCGCACAUCUGGACUGAACGGAUUGCAUCAUAAAGAUACAACAGAGUUUUUCAUAGAGUUUUGCACUGCAGCAGUCGCAAGUGACAAUUCAUUCUACCCAACCAGUGAUUGUGAGAUCUCCAUCCCUUUCAAGCAGUACAGGAUGGCAGGAGGAAAGUACGCUAACUGGCUCAUCUCCACUGAUUUAUCUGAGCUAGCUUACUGGAAAUGGUUCAUUUGUGAAUUCCAGGAAAAUCUUGAAAAGCACCAGAAUAAACAGUUUAAUGGUAAAGGACAGAUUCCUGAUGAGUGGAAACAUUAUACUCAAUUACAUGCUGUUGAAAGCCGAGAUGGCAAUAGUAUCUUCAUUCCCCCACCAGCCUGUAGUCCUAAAAGAAUAAAGAAGCCCAUCCCCAUGGUGAUAUCUGAUCAGGGGACUCGCUGGGAUUUUGCACCCACGUGCACCAUUGACAUUGGAAGGCCUCAAGCAGAACCCCUGGAUUCACUUGCUGUUGACAUCAUCAUUGCACAAAAGGCAGAUCUUGGACUUAAGGGUAUCCUUUCAUCUAUGAAGGUGUCCGUGGAAGAGAGAAAAGCUAUUCAGGUCGCGACAGUGGGCCAAAACACUAAUCCCUUGUGGCACACCCUCAGACAGGGCAGGCUCACAGCUAGCAACUUUGGUGCUGUACUGCCAGCACUGCAGAAGGGAAGGAACGUGGCACCUUCCACUUUUAACCGUCUUCUGGAUCCAAAGCCACUGGACAACAUCCCCGCUAUCCAGUGGGGUAGGGAUAAUGAGAAAGAAGGAUUAAAAAAAUUUAAAGCUUUAACACAGAUGUCAGUCAAAGAGUCUGGUCUGUGGCUGUCAGCUUCAGGGGUGCUUGGUGCCUCUCCAGAUGGUCUAGUGGGGUUAUCAGCUCUACUGGAAGUCAAGUGUCCCUACAGUGUGUGGGACAUGACAAUUGAAGAGGCUGCCAAGAACAAGGAUUUUUACCUUCAAAAGGAGGGUGGAAUCUGGCAGCUUCAACAAACCCAUACAUAUUGGCACCAAGUGCAAGGGCAACUGCAUGUCACACAGCGGGACAUAUGUUACUUUGUUGUGUGGACAACUAAGGACUUUAAAAUAGUUAAAAUACCGCGAGAUGAAGCUUGGCAACCCAACCUGCAACUUCUUGAGCAGUUCUACAAAGACCAGAUGCUUCCAAGGAUACUUGAGAAGAAAAACUUGUAA